Messenger RNA from Magallana angulata, 941 nucleotides. RefSeq lists its product as uncharacterized. The transcript has a single exon. The record is from RefSeq and is a predicted model, not a curated record. Bases 190 to 795 code for a protein of 201 amino acids. Lineage: Eukaryota; Metazoa; Mollusca; Bivalvia; Ostreida; Ostreidae.
UUUAUUGCUUACAUUUUUAUUUGCGCGUAGUUCUAUUUUCUUUGAUUUUCUUUAUGUUUUUUUUCAAUGUCAUGUUUUAUUUAUUUUGUUUUCAGAAUUUCUUUUCUUUUUUUGAUCCACAAAAAAAGACGAAUCUACUAUACGUGAACGUCAUAAUAACAAUGACGUCACAAUGUCCUAUUGAGAAUCAUGUCGUCAAUGAACAAUGCCAGGCCGAAGUUGCCAAUAAUCAGGCCUAUGAUAGGAACAUUAACAAGUAGUGGAUUACAUGUUAGUGUCAAAGAGCAUGAAGACCAGUUCCAGGAGUUUAUUUAUUUUCCUUCGAUCACAUACGCCAAUCGAAGCGUUGACCGCACCCGGGUCAAUACUCUAGCGUAUGGGACCCAUGCUAUCAUACAACUGUUGAUACGUGGGGGAGUCCCUCCAUUCAUUUUUCAGAAAGAAUAUUGGCAUGCCGAGCAACAAGAGCAUUUUGAGGACACCCAUUUUACAUACCGUCCGAAACUCAGAAGAAAGCGGGAAUUAUGGGAGCCAAAAAUUCACGGGAAAACGCUGAACACAAAAAUAGACCAGGAAAUCCUUGAAGCAAGACUGAAACAAAAACGGCUGUUGAAGAAAAUCUCGGCGAGGGCUGAGGAAGCGAGGGUCCGGGGGGAGGAGGUUUGGAGGAGAAGGGUGGAGAAGAUAGACGAGAGGGUCAAGGCGUUCCUAGAGAAGAUGGAGAAACGCGCCAAACAAAAGUGUGCAAGGAACCGGAGGGGUCAGCAUUCAAAAUUUAAAGGGGACACAACAUAAAACUGUUUAGAAAUUCUCGUAAGAUAUCCAAAUAUAGGACUUGUGCAAUUAUUUAACUAUCUACAUACAUUUAAAUCUUGAUGUAAUGCAUUUUCUUAAACUCGUGUGAACUUAAUCUGUUUAAAAUGUAAUUAUGACAAUAUAAU